UUAAAAAAAAAAAUUUUAAAAAAUUAAAUAAUACCCCGCAAGUGGGGGUUGCGAGGUAAUAAAAUUUUAAAAAAAAAAUUAAAAAAUACCACGCCAAUUUGACUUGCGGGGUAGUUAAAAUUUUUAAAUCUUGCGGGUUGCAAGGUACCAGAAAAUUCUGAAAAGUAGGGCAUUUAUGCAAUUUUUUGCAAAAGUGGGGCAUUUUUGUAUUUUUGGACACAAACAAGGGCAGAAAAAAAAAAUUCUUGAGGGGAGGAGGGUGUAAUUUACUCUUAGUUUUUAAUAUCACUUAUAAAAAAAGUAUCAAAAUGAAAUAAAUCAUCCAAUUAUCUAUAAAGUUGUUGUAACUUGUACAAGAUACUAUCAUUAAACUAAUGGCGUCGUCUCCCAUACGCGAGUGGCAUGGGUCGCGUACCGUACGCGAGUUGCUUUUUCAAUUGUUUACUUGCAUGUGUGGGUUUUACACAACAUUCCAACCUGCUGCAGAAGGUAAUUUUGUGAUAUAAAUUAUUAUUUGUAAUUAAUGGUACAACCAUAAUAACAAGGGCAAUUUCGGUAAUGCACACAUCAUAAAAUAUCAAUAUAUUUGUCUCCAAUAAACCUCCGAUCCAGAACUUAUUGGCUCCAUCUCCUGUGCAUAUGAUUUUUGUUUAUGCUAAUUAUUUGAAACAUAUUGCAAUAAAAAAUUUUGUACUAUUUUUAAAAAAGAUUGUUACCAAUUUCGUUAUUAUUAUUUUUUUUAAUCUUAUUUUGUUAAUUUUGUCUUAGUAAUGUAAUUUAUUUUUUAUACACUUAUUUGAAGAUAUUAUAAAAAGUAACAGCACAAUUAAUUACCAUUAAAUUUCAAUUUUAGUUCAACUAUUUUAAUCGUUCAUCACGGGUAAAAUUAUAAAUGUGUGUUCUAUUAAAAAAAAAAAAAUUCACGUUGAUCAUACAUAUGAUAUAACCAAUGUCUUUCAUGAAUUCAAAAAAAUGUAAUUGUCAUGCAACACUUUAAAAUUAAUGUAUAUGACUAUUUAAGAAAACAAAUUUAAAAAAAAGAAAGAUAUAUUCCACGUUUAUAAUAUAUACGACAUGACAAAAGAAACAUUUGCCGUAUCUUUAAAGAGCAUGCUUUUGUCAUUCAAGAAAUUUAUCAUGUUGAGAUCGAAUAGAAAAAAAAGUAUCGACAACUCAAAUUGAUGGAACAAUAAUAGUUCAACCUGCCAAAAGUUAUACUAAAUUAGCGAAAAUAAAUUAAAUUUGAUAUGCAGUAAAAAUUGUCAAAGUGUGAGAUUUUAAUUAAGGGCGACCCUCAUUGGUCUUCAAAGAUUAAUUUUGAGUUUUCAGUUUAAUCUUUCAAAUUAAGUAUUUUUUUUGUCAUUCUGGACAAACUUGCAUAUAAUAUUAGGCGGUGUGGAAAGGAAGGGUGUGGUUAUGGUGCAUAAGGAUUUACUUAUGCACCGUGCAUAAUUGUUUCCUACACCUCAACCCAUUUUGUCAUACACCCCCCCCAAACCAAAUGAAAUCAAACUAAAGCCCAUUUUAUUUCAUUUCUCCAAAAACCAAAUUCAUUUCUCCAAAAAUAGAACCUCAUUUCUCCAAAAAUCAAAUUCAUUUCUUUCCAAAAACGAAACUCAUUCCAUAACCGUCACCGUCGCUCACCGUCAUUUCUCUCCAAACCACCGUCGCUAACCACAACCUCGCCGGUCGCUGUGUUCAUCGCCGCCACAGUCGAUGUGUUAAUCACCACCAGAAACGAAACGAAAAGAAACGAAAAUGAAUCGCUCAAAACAAAACCAAACGAAUCGCUCACCCUCGCCGUCGCCGAUCAGUUGAAUGGAUGCCGUCGCUGUGUUAGAACCACCUUCAUUUCAUAACCACCGUCACUGAAGCAUUUAAAAUUACCGUCACUGAAGCAUUCAACAUCACCGUCAUCGAAGCAUUUCAAAACCACUGUCACUGAAGCAUUCAUCGCAAUCACAGAGUUCAUCACCAUUCAAACAAAACAAACAACAAAAAUGAUGAAAACAAAACAAGUUCGAACUUAUCAUAUAUGAUUUCUUGCUCAAAUAGUUUUGAAAGUUUAUCUUCUGCUUUAAAUUUGGAAAUGUUAGUUAAUUUCGAAUUUGUUUAGUUUUAGAAAUGGUUUUGUUUAGCUUGGAAAGUAAUUGCAUUUGUGUAACCCUAAUUGAUAGUUUAAUUUCGAAUUGGGGAAAAUCAUCUCAAAUUGAAAGUUUAAUUUCGAUUUGGGAAAAUCAACUCACAUAAAUAGCUAUACGAUUGACAUAGUGUUGAUUUGUAACAUUAGCUGAAUUGAAAUUGAUUAUAGGUUUAGAACACAUUUGGAAAUGUUGAUUGAUUAUAGGUUUUGAAAUGGUUUCAUAAGUUCUAUUUGAAAGCUUAAGUUGGAAUUUGAGUUGUUUCGGGUAUAAUUUUUUGAUGAACAACUUCGGAAAGAUAUAUUAAAUUGGUAUCUGAGUAAUUGUGAAAUGAUAAGUUGUUCUAUUAAUUUAAAAAGUGAUUAAAUGAUGAUUAAGCUGCUUUGGAAGUGCUUAAAUGAGCAAAAAGUGAACUUCUGGUGCAAGGACUAAAAUGGAAAUUUUGUGCAUGUUGGUUGAUGGAGUAUACCCAAACUUUCCAUUAACUUAUGCUCAAAUUGGUGUGGGGGAGAGGAUUUAGGUUGCAUCAUUGCAUUUAACUUCGGGAAAUUUAAGUUAUCAUCUCCAUAAACCAUUUCCUCAACAGAUUUGUGAUCAUCUUUUCACAGUUCUCCCACUAACCAAGUCCAUUUAUCUUCUUAAAAUGAAUCUAUAUAUUUAUCAUGCUUAGAUUACAGGAAUUUUACACAAUUGAAAGAUGAUAUGCCAUAACAUUAGGAACCCACUGAAGAGAAUUGAUAGAAACAAUUUUAUGUACUUAAUGGUUUCAUAAUGUUUAAUUUCGAAUUGGUUUAAUAUCUGGAAAAUCAACUCUGAAAAUCAAUAUGCUGUGUAAAUGGUUUUCGCAAGUUUUACUCUGAAACCAUUUUAUGUACUUAAUGGUUUUUGUGAGUUGGACUCCAAAACCAUUUUGCUGUGAAAAUGGUUUCUGUGAGUUGGACUCCAAAACCAUUAAAUGUACUUAAUGGUUCCUCUUGCUAGUGAAACUACAUGAAAUUUGUAGUUAAUAAGUUUACACAAUGCUUAGAUCUUUUUAGUUUUUGCAGCACUUCUUUGGAGUCCAUUAAGGUAUGGUUUCAACUUCAUGAAGGAAUGUUUUCAUAAAGUUUUACACCAAAACUAUUUGGUGCUGGUAAUUGUUUUCUUUGGAUUAAUGUCUCAAGUAUAGUAUAAUCAUCUGAUGCUGGUAAUUGUUUUCUUUGAUCCAGGUUAACAAAUCUAACGACCUAGGGCCAAUUCCAAACUUCAGUAUUGGACUUACACAAUCAGAGCAGGAGAAAGCAUCUGAUGACGAUAAUGGAAAAAAGAAUGGUAAAAAGAUGGAAAAGAAGCCGGAUAAGAUAAACCGUGGGAAAAGGAAACAACAAUCUGAUGAAGGAAGUUCAGAUGACAAAAAUGCAAAGAAGAGUGGUAAAAAGAUGAAAAAGAAGCCGGAUCAGAAAAAACAACAAUCUGCGGGAGAAGAAUCUGAUGAAAAGAAGAGUAUUUUUGUUAACAAAUCUGAUGAAGCAAGUUCUGAUGACAAAAAUGGAAAGAAAAACUUGGAUGUCGAUCAACGAUUGAGGCACAAGCUUAGCAUACCUAAGGUCUAUGACCUUAUGAAGUCAAUAGAUGGAAAAAGAAGAAAAGACCAGAUAAUUCAACUUUUGAAUGAGAGUGGGUUUGGAGGAAUGGUUCAUAUAUGCAAAUGGACAAAAAUCCACACAUUCUUUGUGGAAUGAGUUGUCAGACACUUUGAAAAGGAGAAUAUGUGGAUAAGACUGAGCAAGAUGGAUGUGCUCCCAUUGAAAGAAGAAGAUGUGCAUAGAGUGUAUCAUUUCCCAAUGGCGGGGGAGCAGAUCAACAUUAAACUUUGCUCAGAAGCAGCAAUAAAGAAACUCAGGGUAGAGUUAGGAUUGGAUGGUGAUUAUUCUCCAUUUGUCAAGGCGACAGAGUUGGAGAUAAGACUGAAGAUAAUGGAGAAACCAAAGGCAUGGGUAAAUGGUGCAAUUUGUCUUAUAAUUCACAACAUUUUGUGCCCCACUAACAGCAGCUUAGUUUCUCUACAUUAUGCUCAAGUAUUAGAAGAGGCUUCAUCUUAUAACUGGUGCUCCCAUGUACUCCAAUAUAUGAAAGACGGAUUGCAAAAUCUGGAAGUGGCAAAUCCAUUAGAGGACUUCCACUUCCUAAUGAUUAAUUACAUGGAGAAAAUGGGGAAGAGAAGCCCAUUCUUUACAGGAAAAUACAAGCAGCCAUCGCUUUGUGAUUGGGAUGUCAAGUCGGCAAACCAAGAGCUUCAGAUGGUGCAUGAGCUUAUGGGACUGGAUAAAGGAUUGACAGUUGGGGUCAAAAGACUGCAGAGCACCGAUGAUGGUCUGCUUGUAAUGUGUUUUGAUGCAGAUACAUGUCCACUAUCUAAGGCAGAGGAGCAUCUAAAUUAUUGUAGGGGUUGCAUACGGGUCUACACUAGAACCGCAGAAACCUUGCAGAGGAGAAUAGCUGAGGCAAAUGCUUCUACUUAUGCAAAAAAUGACCUAGUUUCAGCAAAAAUAAACACAUCAAAUGAACCUGAAACUGAGGAGAAUAAGACUUCAAGUACUGAAAAGUCUGCGAAAAAUGAUGCAGUUUCAGAAGAACCAAGCACAAGCAAGGAAGCUGAAACUAAGUUGAAUAAGAGUUCAGGUACUCAGAAGGGGUGGAAGUACCUGAAACUGAUGAUGUGAGCUCUUUUAGUGAUGGAACAGAUCUAAAAGCAUAUAAGCAUGAAAAAGUAGUUGAGAUUAUGUUGAAUAAAGAUGAUGAUUCCAAAAGCAAUGAUGAAAAUGUCGAUGAUGAAGAAGUUGAGAUUAAUGCGAAGAUCAUUGAUGAUUCAGUUAAGGCAGCAUGCAAUGUGGGAAUGACAUUGACACAGGAAACUAUCUUGAAGUUUCCAGAGUUUUUUGAAGCUUCGAAUGCAGGGUAAGAAAUGAUUAUAUAUGAUGUGUUUUAAUGGUUUUUUAUUUAUGAUGUGUAAAACUAUAAUAACAAACUAAUGGUUUAAAAAAUCCAUCUUAAACCAUAACUUUUAAAGUGUUUAUCAAUGGUUUUGAUAUGUGAUGUCUGAAAACUAAAAUGUUUUUUAAUGGUUUGAGGUUCAAUACAAAUGAUUCAGAGAAUCCAGCUUCAGCGACACAGGAAACAAUCUUGAAGUUCCCUGAGAUUUUUGAUAAUGAUUCAACGAAGAAAGAAUGCAAUCAAAGUCUUUCACUUCUGUUGGUACCAGAUGUGACGGAUGGGGAGAAGCCUACAGAAUGUGACUCAAACGUUGUUAUAGAUGCAACUCCACUAAAGUCAGUGAUGCCAGAUGAAAUAAUUGACUUGGACAAUGUGCAAACAGUCACGACAAAGAAAAGACUGAGUUGCAGAAAAAUUUAUCAACAUAUGCAUGGAGCUCGGAGCUUGAUCAGUAUGAGCUUCUGUACUGCUCGGAUAAUAGGGCUCAUGAUUAUUCUCUGGAAAGGAUGGACUUGUGGUCGCUGCAACAAGACGAAUGGGUGUCAUGCUUCGUGAUCAAUGCAUGGGUCAACUGCUUAAACUGGAAUCAACAAAGAGACAAGAUGACAAGACUGGUUACACCCAUGAUUAACUAUGUUGACCUUGAAAAACUUGGUGCCUUUGACAAAAAUAACCCAGCUGCAUUCACAAGAUUCAUUGAGAGACUAAGCAAGUUCAAAUACAUGGAUUGGAAAGCUAUUGACCGUAACAGUCUAGAAUAUAUCAUGACGCCAGCUUUAAUUAGGGAUCCGGGAAGUCAUUAUGUGUGCUUCGUCGUGAAUUUGAAGAGCCAAAAAUUUGAAUUCCUGAACAGCUUGACGGGAGAUAAAUUGCACACCAAGAAUGGCGCACCCACUGUAUACAAGGAUAUGUUUGAUGUAUGGCUGAACGAGGCGAAAGUAUUUGUGGCAGAAAUGUAUAAGACUAGAAAAUUCCGAAUGCCCUUCAACUUUACCACAUUUAAGUGGGAUACACCAAGGGUGCCUAAUCAAGUUGAUAAAGACAGUUUUGGAGUCUUCUGCAUGAAAUUUCUUGCUGAAUGGGGAGGUGACAACAUGCAGCUGGAUUCUUUCAAAGGUUGGUCGAAAAUGAAAAAAAUUGGGAAAACUGCAAAGAUUAUGGAUCUCAGGAUUGGAAUUUGUUCAAAAAUAUUAAGCAACACAAGCAAUUGCAGAAGAAAUCUUGUGGAGAAUAAAGCAAAAACAUACUAUGAAAAAAAGCUUCAAAAGCUAGCAAGUUGAACAUGACAUGUAAUUUCUGUUGUUGAUGAAUUUAUGGACUAGUUUUAAUGUUUUUUUUAUUGACUUUGUAUGGUAAAAUUUAGUUCUUGAUUUUGGUACUAUGAAAAAAAGCUUCAAAAGUUAGCAAGUUGAACAUGACAUGUAACUUCUGUUGUUGAUGAAUUUAUGAAUUAGUUUUAAUGUUUUUUUAUUGA
Messenger RNA from Medicago truncatula (barrel medic), 6588 nucleotides. RefSeq lists its product as uncharacterized. NCBI's taxonomy places the organism in Eukaryota, Viridiplantae, Streptophyta, Magnoliopsida, Fabales, Fabaceae. The transcript has 9 exons. The record is from RefSeq and is a predicted model, not a curated record. The coding region runs from base 3890 to 4843 and encodes 317 amino acids.